This is a messenger RNA of Dichomitus squalens LYAD-421 SS1, 612 nucleotides long. RefSeq lists its product as uncharacterized. The transcript has 2 exons. The record is from RefSeq and is a predicted model, not a curated record. NCBI's taxonomy places the organism in Eukaryota, Fungi, Basidiomycota, Agaricomycetes, Polyporales, Polyporaceae. Bases 1 to 612 code for a protein of 203 amino acids.
AUGCGACGUAUGCCGACAUUUGGGCGUGACCGCAUUCGGCGAUUCUCGCAUGACGUUGCCUCCCGCAAGCGUCUUGCAGCCCGUGAUUAUGAAGCCUUCUUGAUUACAAUGAUGCCUGCUUUGGAAGGUCUCCUUGACCUCCCAGAUGACCAGACAGUUGCGGACCUUCUAUUUGAACUCGCCAAUUGGCAUGCUCUAGCCAAACUCCGACUACACACCACUAUCACAAUCAAUAUCUUCCGCGCAGCAACAAAGCACAUGUAUGAUGUGAUUCGGACAUUCGCUAACAAGAUAUGCCUCCGGUACCAGACAAAGGAGCUCUCAUCAGAAGCCACAGCACGAGUGCGACGGGCGAAAGCCACGAACGUACACACCCUAACUUCCAGCACCCGCAGGCCUAUCGCAUUUACGGUCCAUCACACCUACAAGUUUCAUAGCUUAGGCGACUACCCCAACCACAUUGAACGGUCUGGAUCAGCGGACAACUACAAUACACAAGUUGUGAGUACCAUUACUGUUGUCUCGCUGGCUAGCAACUGUAUGGGGCUUCAUGGACAGCGCUGCAUCUGUGGCCAUGCCACAGCUAACGUCCACCUGGACGAGUGCUCAUGA